Chlamydomonas reinhardtii is the source of this 1611-nucleotide messenger RNA. RefSeq lists its product as uncharacterized. The coding region runs from base 140 to 1213 and encodes 357 amino acids. Lineage: Eukaryota; Viridiplantae; Chlorophyta; Chlorophyceae; Chlamydomonadales; Chlamydomonadaceae. The record is from RefSeq and is a predicted model, not a curated record. The transcript has 4 exons.
CUGUAUUCGUUUGUCAUCAACAAUGCAUCCAACACCAGCCGCAGACUGUGCGAGGAGGGAUUGAUUUCGAACUUAGCUGGCAGACCUCACUAGAAUGACUGUCUUCUCCCAGUUCGGUUGCCUUGGGAACCCCACUCAAAUGCUACAUGAGCUUGGUCGGGCAGUGGAGCGUGCGCGGCAUUGGAAGUCCACUUUCAAGCGGCAAUUCUUCCUCGCGGCAGUUUCGCUGGGGAAGUGUGAGCUCGGCAGCCAGCUGGUGGUCUACAAGGAUGGUGUGGAGUACAUCGGCACCCUGCCCGCAACAGCAAAGCCGUUCCUGCUCUUCGGCAUGACGUUUGUCCCCAGCAGGCCGCGGGGGGCGCCGGCGCCCGAGAACCCCCCCGUGCCAGUGACCUUGAUGGAGCUCACGGGGUCCAAGUCAAAGCCCGAGCGGGCAUGCGACUACGUGCGGGUGCAGGAAAUCAUGGCGGGGCGAGAGGGGUGGCUGCAGGCAGACCUGAGCGGCAAGGCAAGAAUGCUGCUGGAGAUUGCCGCACUGGAGGGCGCUCCCACACCGGGCACCCUCGCAGCAAACAACCCCACGUACAACUACGCGGUCCGCGCUUUUGAGGAUGCCGCACAGGAGCUGACCAACAAGGCCGUGGCGCAGCAGCUGGCAGAGGCGCAGGCGCAGCAGCUGGCAGAGGCGCAGGCGCAGGCGCAGGCGCAGCAGCUGGCAGAGGCGCAGGCGCAGGCGCAGCAGCUGGCAGAGGCGCAGGCGCAGGCGCCGGUGGUACUGGGGUGGUCACCCGAAGACCAACAGCCUGGCGGCUCGGCUGGGCCCGCGGAGUACGUGCCGGCUACAGAGCUCACUGAGGCGGGCAGUGAUGCCGGCACCGACACGACACAGGACACAAAGCAGCUCGGCGCCGCCAGUACCCGCACCAGCGAGCCGCCUGCACGUCGCGUACCUGCUUCUUUGACCCAGCAGCGUAUGGCUGGGGAGGUCAGCAACAGCGGCGCAAGUGGUGACACAUGUGGGCGCACGGUAGCAGUCAGCGGCAUAGAUGGCAGCUCGAGUGGGCGCGCAGGGGCCAGCAGCGGCGCAGCCAGUGGCUCGCUGCCAGCACCACCGGCCAGGGCAGCGCAGAGGAGCAGUGCGCGGUUGGCCGCACCGCGUGGUCAACGCAACGUAACUGGACCGGUGAGAGGGCAUGCAUCCCCUGACAGCUAGAACGGCGGGCGGGGCCGGGUGGCGGGGCGGCCACAUUGGGAAGGUGAAUAUGCUUGUCAAUUAGGUUGUGUGGGAAAUAGAACAGGUUCAUCAGUGUGGCGGCAAGACAAACCAAGUUGACACGCGCUGUCACUCGUCUGGGUUCUGUCUGUGUUGCACCCUAGCAUUCUUACGGCUUCGUCCAGUCCAGAAGUUCCCGGUUCUAAUUAAGCCUAAUUUUUGAUGGUAGUUGCGACAUCAUUAUCUGACACCGUGCGGAAGUGAAGGUGGGGGUGGGUGGGGGCAGCAGUUGUUUGUUUGCUGCAAUCGCACGUCCAUUGACGCAACUCUAAACUGCUGGUUCUACGGACUGAGACUGUGUGAGAAUCAAGAAGCCACUAGAAAAGCUUAAAGUUACA